Messenger RNA from Asterias rubens (European starfish), 1700 nucleotides. Its product is annotated as tartrate-resistant acid phosphatase type 5-like. The record is from RefSeq and is a predicted model, not a curated record. Gene Ontology annotation, biological process: bone resorption. Gene Ontology annotation, molecular function: acid phosphatase activity; ferrous iron binding; ferric iron binding. Lineage: Eukaryota; Metazoa; Echinodermata; Asteroidea; Forcipulatida; Asteriidae. The coding region runs from base 145 to 1266 and encodes 373 amino acids. The transcript has 6 exons.
CUUCAUAGUUCAGCGGUGCAUCCUGUCAUCAUGAUACUCACACUCACAGAAUAGAAUGAAUUUGCGUGGGCCGGGUGAUAUCUAAGCCCCAAAAUCCCUAUUUUAUGAAACCGAAACACACUGGCCCUGCCAUUUUGGAUCGCCAUGAAGCCUUCCGUGACCGUGUGUAUGUUGGUGCUACUUUGUUGUUACAGAUUUCAGUCUGCCGUGUCGCUGCCGUCUGUGUUGGAUUAUUCACCGCAAGAAGAUCACGACCAUGACGACAAAGUCAAAGUAUUCGUCCAGAAAAAGAAAGACAGACCCCAGUUAAAUGGUACCCUGCCCUUCCUUGUCAUCGGUGAUUGGGGAGGGCAGACUCUACUGCCGUAUACCACCGAGGAUGAAGUGGCAUGUGCUAAGCAGAUGGGCGUGAUUGCAGAGAGAAUUUCUUCCUUGUUUGUCCUCGCUCUGGGGGAUAAUUUCUAUGAGCAAGGAAUUCAAACGGAUGCUUAUGACAAAAGAUUCAAGGAAACAUUUGAGGAUGUUUUUACACAUCCGUGGUUGCAGACGCCAUGGAAUGUUAUUGCUGGCAAUCAUGACUGGCGAGGUAAUGUCACGGCCGAACUGGAGUACACAAAGUUAUCAAAGAGAUGGAAUUUUCCAUCCUUGUACUAUAAACUGGAGUACACCAUUGAAGGUACAAGCUCAACUGUGGUGUUCAUCAUGAUUGACACUGUGGUGCUGUGUGGUGUUAUGGACGAGUGGAGUACACCUGAAGAGCUGGAGGGACCGGCUGAUAAAAACGCUUCUGAAGUCCAGUGGCAGUGGAUUGAGACCCAGCUUAAGAAUUCUACGAGUGCCGACUAUGUGAUCGUUGCAGGUCACUAUCCAGUAUGGUCAAUAGCAGAACAUGGUCCGACAGAAGGUCUAGUAUCCCGUCUCAGACCCUUGCUUACCAAGUACAAAGUCAGUGCUUACUUCAGCGGACAUGACCAUAAUCUUCAGCAUAUAAGAGAAGACUCCUCCACUGUUGAUUAUUUUGUGAUCGGAGCCGGCCACAUCGUCAACGACUCCCAAGAACACAUAGAUAAAAUCCCUCCAAACUCCCUCAAGUAUUGCUUCAGGGAUGUCACAAGUAAAGGUGGGUUUGCCUACGUCGUUGCUACCCCCAUCAGCAUGCAGUUUAUAUUUGCAGAUGGACUGAAAGGACAGGAUUUGUACAUGGCUGAAAUUAAACCUCGCACCAGAAGACACAGUGAAGUAAAAAAUGGAAAGAAACGCUUUUAACAACACCGAUCGUCGCAGCAACUAAAAAACACCACGGUCUCGUCCAAGUUCGUUGCCCUGCGUCUUGUAAUAUCACUGCACUAAAAAUGACAUGUACUAACCUUUUUUAUACUCUGUGUCUUCCCUCAAGGAUAAUGGUACUGGGUUACCCAAAGCAAUUGUAAUAUUAACAUUACUGCCAGUACUAAAAUCAGGUAAUUUUUAUCAAUGUUUUUAGUCUAAAUAUGCAUGCAACUUUUCACCUGAUCAACUUUUUACUUGGUAAACUCAUGGUAAACUGAAAAACACUACACACGUUUGUGUGAUUUGCACUUUCCUCUUUUUUGCUUGUCUUGUAUCAUUGUUUCCGACACUGUUUGCCAUUUAAAGGAACAUGUUGCAGUGGAUCAAACAAGUUGGUCUUUGAAAAGCGUUUGUAACCGUUUGUUAUAAAA